Messenger RNA from Saccoglossus kowalevskii, 1287 nucleotides. RefSeq lists its product as uncharacterized. The record is from RefSeq and is a predicted model, not a curated record. NCBI's taxonomy places the organism in Eukaryota, Metazoa, Hemichordata, Enteropneusta, Harrimaniidae.
AUGCAAUAUGGUCUUAUUUCAGGGCCUGCAUUGAUUGGUACUGGCGAAGAUAUGAAGUUGUACACCAAAGGUUAUUCUGAUAGAAAGUGGGAUGGUCCUCUUCGAAGUUCAUGCUGUAUGAUGAGAAUUGCAGUUAUGCCUGACGGUAGCUUACUUGGAGUCGGUGAAGACAAUCAACUAUAUACUAAGACGUCAAUUUAUUCUGGCAGUUGGAAGGUCGUUGAGGGCAGUUGUUGCAUUCAGGAUGUGGCCGUGAAGCAGGACGUAUUCCCUGAGGCGACUGAAGAACCCAAAACUGUUGAACCCACAGAAGCACCAACCGAGGCCCCAACAGAUGCACCAACCGAGGCACCAACGGAGGCUCCAACAGAUGCACCAACGGAGGCUCCAACAGAACCACAGCCACCACCACCACCACCACCACCACCUUCGAAAUAUCAAGUUUUUACUGACUUAGUACAAAACAGAGAUGCUUACGGUGAAUGCUAUAAAAGAGGUAUGAUGCUUGCUGUCCCACAUGAUAAGAGUGCAUAUAAUGACAUAGUUAAUGCAAUCAAAGCCAAGGGGACACUGGAUGCAAAACGUUUCUGGUUUGGUAUAAGAACAAUCGAUGGAGAAAUUAAAACAAUUUAUGGAAGUAACGCUUACUACCGAGCAUUUGCACCUAACGAGCCCAGCGGUGAUGGCGGCUGUAUCAGUCUUUCGGUGGAACAAGAUUAUAAGUACGACGAUGUCAGCUGUGGGAACAAGGGUAUGUCCGUAUGCGAACCUCUAGAUCCUAACUUUGCUGCACAGUUAGUCAAAUACAAAGUAUUCGAAAUAAGGGCUACCCGUGAAGAUUCAAUAAAUGAAUGUAAAAGGAAAGGCAUGGUACUUGCCAGAGACAACAAUGAAGAUGUCCAUGCUGCCAUUACAAUCAAGAUUUGGAUACUUAACGCAAGAAAAGAGAAUUUUCACAUUGAUGCACUCAAAAGUGGUUCCGACGUGGUAUCAAGUGAUGGCACUGUUCAGAAUUUCAAACCAUUCGCAAAGGGCGAAGUUGAUGGACAAGGUGACUGCUUUUAUCUACGGAGAACUAAGGAAUUGCAGUGGGGCGAUCAAAAAUGCCAUAAGACGUUUGGAUACGUAUGCUACGACAAAAAUGCUACAUCUGACUAAGGAAUAUAUAUGCCAAAUAGAAGUUGAUCCUACCGCGAAGCCAACCAUGAACCUACACAGUGACACCAACGCAUGUCACCCUAUCCCAGUGAAAGAUGCAUUGCAUGAAUAAAUAAAUAAAUAAAUAAA